UGCUGACUGUGAAGUUCAUUUCAUCCUGUCGCGACCAGCGAUUCACAACAACCACUCGUGCACACCACCACCAGCACCAUGGCCAGCCACCCUUGGACGCGAGCGGCUAAGAUGUCUGCGUCGCUUGCACGGCGCAAGUUCAAGCCCCCAAUCGUUCCUUUGGAGAACUGGGACAUUGUCAGCGGCGACCUCGUUGAGGUUGUUGCUGGGAUGAAGGACAUUGGAAAGCGCGGCCGCGUGAAGGAAGUCAUUCGCAAGAAGAACCUCCUUGUCGUGGAGGGCGUGAACAUGCGGACGCGCCGCAUCCCGCCAUCGGAGGAAAACCCAGACGGCGGCUUUGCGUCCAUGGCCGUGCCCAUGCCAUACACAAACGUCUCCCUCAUCGACCCCACAGACAACAAACCAUGCGACGUGGAUUACCAAGUCGGCGACGAUGGCAAGCGGGCGCGCGUAUCAACACGGACCAACACUGCGAUUCCCAAGCCCGUGUGGAAGAGGCGAGACUUUGCUACCCGCUCAGAAUACAACGAGUCGCCGCUGGACACGAAGGCGGAUGUUGUUGCGGCGGUGACGUACAAGGCGACAGUGCUGUCGUUUGAGGAGGAUGUGCUGCGCUCCCUCGGGCAGCUCAACACCGACACCGACACCAACACCAGCACCAGCACGACGGACAGCGAUGCGAAGCAGUAGUGCCCAGGGAGGUGGGCGGCUAGGGAACCUCUUGUACCAUAUGCUUUUGGUGUUGCUGUUGUUGUAGUUGUUGUUGUUGUAGUAGUAGUAGUUGUUGUUGCUGUUGUUGUUGUUGUUGUUGUUGUUGUUGUGCGUGUGGUGUUGAUGCUUUCGUGUUUCAUUUGUGGUCGAAUACAGCUUUUAAUACACUUCGCCAGC
Molecule: messenger RNA, 888 nt
Organism: Salpingoeca rosetta
Lineage: Eukaryota; Choanoflagellata; Craspedida; Salpingoecidae
Exons: 6
Coding region: 79-690 (203 amino acids)
Biological process (GO): translation
Cellular component (GO): mitochondrion; ribosome
Molecular function (GO): RNA binding; structural constituent of ribosome
Source: RefSeq, a predicted model, not a curated record